Zasmidium cellare ATCC 36951 is the source of this 2187-nucleotide messenger RNA. RefSeq lists its product as uncharacterized. NCBI's taxonomy places the organism in Eukaryota, Fungi, Ascomycota, Dothideomycetes, Mycosphaerellales, Mycosphaerellaceae. The coding region runs from base 1 to 2187 and encodes 728 amino acids. The record is from RefSeq and is a predicted model, not a curated record. Gene Ontology annotation, molecular function: zinc ion binding; nucleic acid binding. The transcript has a single exon.
AUGUCGUUACAGACACCCCGGCAACGCGGCUUGCAACGACCGUCCUUUGGAAACACAAACACCGCCUCCUCCCCAUCGCUGCGGGCCUCGACGACCGCCGAUGUGAACCGCAAAGCCAGUCUGCGCACCUUGAAUGGCAACCAGACUCCUACGGGAAAGAUGGACGGCGGAGAACUGGAAGUUGGCGACACAGUCAACGUACCGGGCGAUAUGUACGGAACAGUCAAGUUCAUUGGCAAUGUGAGGGGCAAAAAUGGCAAGUUUGUGGGUGUCGAGUUGGACAGGGAGUUUGCUGCUAGGGGAAAGAAUGACGGAGAUGUCGACGGCGUACAUUACUUCAACACGUCGAUCCCAGGCGCUGGUAUCUUCCUGCCUAUUCACCGCGCCGAGAAGCGCCAUUCACCUACCGGCUCGAACGUCGACUCAUUUCCUGGGACACCCAAUACACCUUCAUAUAGCACGAUCAACGGCCAGAGGACUGGCUCCGACGAGGCUUUUGCGCCGCAAAGGUCUGCCUUGAAGUUCUCCCAAUCGGUGGGACCAGGAGCCGCGAGACCAUCAAGCCCAACUUUCAAGCCUAAGAGACCCUCGUUGCCUCGACCUGAAUCGCCAUUCAGAAAGCAGCCACCGAAUCUAGCCCCGACCCCUGCGAGAACCCUGUCGACCAGCACACGAGGGACCCCGCGAGCGGGCUUCAACUCUGCCAACACCCCGAGCAAGAACAACCUCAAGACCUCCACAUCUCGACCCUCCACGGCUAAUGGCCCUGCAAGACCGUACUCGCGCACUGGGUCUCGAUUGGGCCACCGGCAAGACACUGUCGCGGAAGAAGAGAGGACACCGGUGGGAGUGGCAACCACCAGCAAUGGCCGAACCACUAGCUCAGGCUCAGUGCCAUCCUUCUCACAGCCCCUUCGCUCAGGCUCGCGUCUUGGCAGUGCGGGUGGUCAAGAUGAGGAAGUCUUGCGGCUAAAGACGGAACUGGCAGAGCGCGACAAGAGGCUGGCCGAGCAAGCUGCGAAUCUUUCAGACAUGGAGGCCAGUGUCAAGGAGCUUUCGGCCUUGAUUCCUACCGAGACCAGCAAGAUGCCCGCAGAAAUCACGGGCGACGAGUCGACAGGCCAGCUUCGACAAAUACUGCGCGAGAAGAACGAGAAGAUUACCAUCUUGACAUCUGAGUUUGAUGCACAUCGUGCUGACUUCCGCAGCACGCUCGACUCCUUGGAGAUGGCAAGCACAGAGACUGAGCGUGUAUACGAAGAGCAGAAGCGCGACCUUUUGGCACAGGUUCAGGAGCUUUCGGAACGAAAUCAGGAGUUGGAGGACAUGAAUCAGAACAAAAAAGAGUUUGACGAUGUGGCGCGGCAAUUGAAACAGCUGGAAGACUUUGUGCAAGAGCUCGAGGAAGGCCUGGAAGAUGCGAGGAGGGGCGAGGCAGAGGCAAGAGGAGAGGUGGAAUUCCUUCGUGGAGAGGUUGAGCGAGGACGAUCAGAACUCAAGAGGGAGAGGGAGAAGGCCGCGUCUGCAGUGAACGGAUCGAGCUCAACGAAGGAAUUGGAGCAGAAGGAGGACGAGAUCAGGGGAUUGAAGGCCAUCAUCCACUCGUUUUCAACGAGUCCAGACGCGACCAGCCCGAACGGGUUCAACGCCUCUGACGAGCUGCAGAGGUUGCAAGGUGCACUCACCGAGAGCCAGAAGCAACGGGAACAACUCGAGGCUGAGCUUGAGCAACUUCGAAGAGACAGCGCCAUGUCCAACGGCCACCACGCCCGCAACGAAAGCGAAAUGACUGCGACCGCAAACAACGCAAUAUAUGUCCGCCCGCGAGGCAACACACUCAAGGCCACCUUCGCCGAGCAUGCCGCCAGACGCAUUGCAGCGGAUGGGGAAGGCAAUGGCAUAACGAGAUCCACCAACGGCGCGCUCUUCUGCGAGAUGUGCGAAUCCAGCGAGCACGAUACACUCGACUGCACGCAGUUCCAACAGAACCACGACACGACCUCGACGGAGGACUCUGAGGCUGGCGGUAGGGACGUCGUCGAGGUAGAGAAGCCGUUGCCCUUGAGCCCUGGGAAGGAGAAUGAGGGCGUGAAGGCUACGAAGGAUGGCAAGACGGAGGACAAAUGGUGUGCGCUCUGCGAGAAGGAUGGGCAUCUGGCGUAUGAGUGCCCCGAUGAGCAGUAUUAG